UCCUUUACUGGCUGGUGUUUCACACAACCGGUCAGUUCCUUUUUCUUUGAUACGCAAGCCCACAUUUUGCGGUGCGGUGGUGGUUCGCCGGCGUCUUGUGCCCUUGCUUAGGAAUUCACAGCGGCGGAGUUCGGCUAUUAGUCAUGACAUCGGGCACUAGGAUGCCGACUUGGAAGGAGCGAGAGAACAAUAAGCGGAGGGAGCGUCGCCGACGGGCGAUAGCGGCCAAGAUCUUCGCCGGAUUGAGGAUGUUCGGGAAUUACAAGCUACCGAAACACUGUGACAACAACGAGGUCUUGAAAGCUGUCUGCAAUGAAGCUGGUUGGGUGGUGGAAGAAGAUGGCACCACUUAUAGAAAGGGAUGCAAGCCUGUGGAAGGCAUGGAUGCCAUGGGUUCAGGUGCAGUAACCACUUGCUCAUCGUAUCAACCAAGCCCAGGAGCCUCUUUCAACCCCAGCCCUGCCUCAUCUUCCUUUCCGAGCCCUAUGUCAUCCCAUUAUAUGGCCAAUGCCAAUAACAACGCUACUGCCGAUCCCAACUCCCUCAUCCCCUGGCUAAAAAAUCUGUCUUCUUCCGCUGUACCCCCUUCAUCUAAGCUUCCUCACCAUAUUUACAUUCCAGGAGGUUCUAUAAGUGCUCCUGUAACCCCUCCAUUGAGCUCACCAACCGCCCGGACUCCAAGAAUGCAGGGGCAGGGGCAGGGCAACAUGGAUGAGUCCACAACAGGAGGUGCUGCCUGGUGUGGGCAGAACUACCCAUUCUUACCCAAUUCCACUCCCCAAAGCCCUGGCCUGCAAACCCCACCUGAUUCGGGGUGGCUCUCAGGUGCUCUAACUCCUUUAGACGAGCCUUCUUCCCCAACAUUCAGUCUCGUGUCAUCAAAUCCGUUUGGUUUCAAAGAAGCAUUUUCCAAUGGUGGUUCUCACAUGUGGACCCCCGGGCAGAGUGGAACUUGCUCGCCGGCAGUGUUCGACCAGACAGCUGAUGUUCCGAUGUCGGAUGCAAUUUCAGCUGAGUUUGCAUUUGGCAGUAACACCAGCAAGGGGAUUGUGAAACCAUGGGAAGGAGAAAGAAUACAUGAUGACUGUGUCCCUGAUGACCUUGAGCUCACUCUUGGGAAUUCAACCACAAGGUGAAGAGGUCUGAGGCAAAAGGGCAAAUGAUGUUUGCAUCUCGCCUCCUGAAUACCAAUCUUUAUUAUUAUUAUUGCACAUAGUUGAGCUGAGCUAUUGGCCAUUUCUUGUGAUCCCGGCAAUGGAUACACAGAGUAUCAGGUUAUUAUUAUUUUUUUUCUCUUUUUUCUUUAAAAAAAAAAUGAUUUGUUUGUUUGAUCAUUCAACAAAGUGAACAAGUAUUAGAGAGGUCAUGUAGUUGGGCAGGCUGGAACUGCAUUUUUUCAGCAGCAUCUUGCAGACUGUGUUGUGUAAUUGAGAUAUAUAUAUAUAUAUAUAUAUAAUGUGUGUGAAAAGAA
Molecule: messenger RNA, 1471 nt
Organism: Andrographis paniculata
Lineage: Eukaryota; Viridiplantae; Streptophyta; Magnoliopsida; Lamiales; Acanthaceae
Product: BES1/BZR1 homolog protein 4-like
Exons: 3
Coding region: 144-1136 (330 amino acids)
Biological process (GO): DNA-templated transcription; brassinosteroid mediated signaling pathway
Molecular function (GO): DNA-binding transcription factor activity
Source: RefSeq, a predicted model, not a curated record